Messenger RNA from Lottia gigantea (owl limpet), 684 nucleotides. RefSeq lists its product as hypothetical. The record is from RefSeq and is a predicted model, not a curated record. The transcript has 5 exons. Bases 1 to 684 code for a protein of 227 amino acids. NCBI's taxonomy places the organism in Eukaryota, Metazoa, Mollusca, Gastropoda, Lottiidae.
AUGAACCCCAAAAUGAUAGUAACAUCAAAACGUGAACCCAAUAGUUGUUGGCUGCUCAAACACUGUGAUAUAAUUUCAUGGGACGGGGCUAAAAGGUUACCAGUGUUGCCAGAAUUUGUGAUGAAUUCAGUUGUGAAAGAAAAAGCCAGACGUGCAUAUCAAGCUGAUGCGUCCGACAAAUGUCCAGAUAACACUAAAAUAUUUGCUGCUGAUAUGCAGCUCGUCAUUUUAUUACCCAGAUUAACUACCAAAGAGUAUCUGUUUGUAAGAAAAGAUGAUUAUGUCAUACUGUGGCACGAGGCAAUUGCUGUUCACCAAAACCUCAAGAAAGCAAAACGUCGACAAGCUCGGUAUGCCGAUACAAAGACCAAAUCGGCUAACUUUCAAGUCGGUGAUCCAGUCUAUGUUGAAAAUCAUUUGCGUACCAGUAAACUUCAAGAAAUGCAACAACCUUAUCAUGUAGCGCUUGGUGGUGGACUCUCAACUGCGCUGGGCUUGCUACUGUCACAGCCUCACUCUCGACAGCAUGCCUGGUCAGGUCAUUUUGGGCAGCUGAUACUUAUCUGUUAUCUCCUUGCUGAGAUUGGCGAAAGUUUUUCGGGUGUCGAAGCGCGCUUGUUGAAUUGUCACGCCCAGGCAAAUCCUUUUGGCGAAAUCUCUUCUGGUACAGCUUGUGGUGGAUGA